AUGGUGGAGUUUUACGCGCCGUGGUGCGGCCACUGCAGGGCGCUCGCGCCCGAGUAUCGCGAAGCAGCGGCGACGCUCAAGGAGCUCGGCGUUCUCUUCGCCAAGGUGGACGCGACGAAAGAAACGGAGCUCGCCGACAAGCACAACGUGGAUGGUUACCCCACCAUCCUUUUCGCCACGGAUGGCGAAUUCCAGCCGUUCGGCGCCGGGCGAACCAGCGCGGAGAUGGUGCGGUGGGUGAAGCGCAAGCUGGGCAUGGGCGUGACAUCGCUGGCGCCAGCCGACAUUCCCAACGCGCCCGCGCUGCUCGAGAGCGCCGCCGCCGCUGCCUUCGCCUUCGUGUCCUCCCUUGACGCCCCGGAGGCAGCAGCGUUCGGAGAGGCAGCGAGGGACACGGACGGGGUCGACUUUUUCGUCACCACGCAUGCUGACGUGGCGGCGGCGUUCGGCCUGCCAGCUGGCGAGCCGCCCGCCCUGGCUGUGGUGAAGAAGGAGGAGGAGCGGCUGGUGGUGUUCGGCGGCGAGUACAGCAAGGACGCCAUCAGCGCGUUCCUGGCAGCAAACCGGCUGCCGCUGCUGCUGACAUACACAGAGGAGACCUCCGCUGCCAUCUUCUCCUCCCCCAUCGGCAAGCAGGUGCUGCUGUUUGCAUCAGACAGUGCAUUCAAGGUGCUCUCGCCCGCACUUUUUGCAGCAGCCAAGCAGUUCAAAGGCCAGGCCAUGUUUGUGUUUGUGAACGGCUCUGACCCCGAGUCACAACCCGUGCAAGAGUACUUUGGAGCAGACGCCUCCACCACUGCCUUUAUGGGGUUCACCAUGGGAGGAGGUGAGGACCCCUCAGUGCCAGCAGCAGGGCUCAAAUACCGCAUGACUGACCACCCCACAGCAGAUAACAUCAAGUCUUUCACGCAAAGCUUCAUUGACGGCCGUCUCAAGCCCUUCUUCAAGUCACAGCCCAUCCCAGAGGAGAACGAGGGACCGGUGGCGGUAGUGGUGGGGGAUUCAUUCGAGAGCAUUGUGUUGGAUAACAGGAAAGAUGUGCUGCUGGAGGUGUAUGCUCCCUGGUGCGGCCACUGCCAGCAGCUCGAGCCCACGUACAAGAGGCUGGCAGAGCGGUUCAGUGCGGUGCAACCAGUGGUGAUUGCCAAGAUGGAUGGCACGGCUAAUGAGUACCCCGGCCUAGAGGUGGAGGGCUUCCCCACCAUAGUCUUCUACCCCGCGGGGAAAAAGACAGACCCAGUGAAGGUGGCGGCAAGAACACUCAAGGAGUUCGUGCAAGCCAUCAAGGACCACGCCUCCACAUGGGAGGCAGUCACCUCCCAACAUGUCUCACACUUGCACCGUGUGCCUGUCUCCCAUGACCAUGACCAACAGGUGAAGGUGGCUGCGCGCACCCUCAAGGAGUUCGUGCAAGCCAUCAAGGACCACGCCUCCACCGAGUUCCACUGUGUGCCCGUCUCCCAUGUUGUGAUGUAUGUUUGGCGCAUGCUGUGUGCACCUGCUGUCUCUCAUGACCGACAGGUGAAGGUGGCGGCAAGAACACUCAAGGAGUUUAUCCAAGCCAUCAAGGACCACGCCUCCACUGAGUUCCACCUUGAGCCCUCGCCUCUGGACGAGCAGGAGGAGGAAGUGAGUGAGGAGGAAGAGAUGGAGGAGGGGGAGAUUGGGGAGGGGGGGAUGGAGGGGGAAAUGGGGGAGGAUGGGAUGGAGGCGGCAGAGGAGGAGGAUAUGGCGUAUGAUGGGAUGGAAGGGGAUGGGGAGGAGGAGGACGAUGCGUUUGACAGGUUGUUUCACCACGACGAGUUGUAG
Messenger RNA from Closterium sp. Naga37s-1, 1809 nucleotides. The record is from the annotation of a GenBank genome assembly. Lineage: Eukaryota; Viridiplantae; Streptophyta; Zygnematophyceae; Desmidiales; Closteriaceae.